This is a messenger RNA of Thunnus maccoyii (southern bluefin tuna), 1021 nucleotides long. RefSeq names its product chromosome 5 C11orf58 homolog (gene c5h11orf58). The transcript has 5 exons. Lineage: Eukaryota; Metazoa; Chordata; Actinopteri; Scombriformes; Scombridae. The record is from RefSeq and is a predicted model, not a curated record. The coding region runs from base 120 to 635 and encodes 171 amino acids.
CCGACGAAGAAGAAGGAACCGGAAGUGGCGUCACGGAGGGUUGUUGACAGACCCAGCUAGCUAGCUAUUGCUAGGUGGCAUGACAUUUUACUGAGAAUUUACGAAUUCUUUCACAUAUAAUGAGUUCUCCAGAGGACAGACAUGGGACAAAACGACCCGCAUCUCCAAGUGAAGACGGGUCUACUCAGUGGGCAUCAGCUGAUCUGGGGAGCAACGAGAGGAAGCAGAAGUUUUUACGUUUGAUGGGCGCCGGCAAGAAAGAACAUACUGGACGCCUCGUCAUCGGCGACCACAAGUCGACAUCCCACUUCCGCAGUGGGCAGGAAGACAGGAAGAUUAACGAGCAGCUGGAGAUGCAGUACCAGCAGGGCAUGGACGGGAAGCUGUCAGGCAGGAACCGGAGACACUGUGGCCUGGGUUUCAGUGAGCCAGAGCCAGAUCCCUCUCCACCACUGGAGAGCCAGACGAAAGCAACUGAGCCAGAGAAGUCCACCAGUGAAGAAGAGCCCACAGACGCCCAGGACAAAGAAGAACACACCGAUGAACAGACCUCAGCUCAGGCCAAGCCCAGCUCAGACAGUCAGAAUGAAGAACGGAAACACGGAUACAAAAUGGCUUUUGUGAAGUCCGCGUAGGGCAGAGGGGGUGGGCAGGGAGGAAUUAGUUUUUGUAAUCUCAAAUUUGUACAUUUUGACAUCAUUUGUUUACCUAUAGGUAAGACCCCACAUCAUUGCAGUCCUUUUUACUGUGUAGAAAUGGGUUUUCAACACUUCCUCGGGCUACGUCCUGGUGUACAUGUUGUCAAAGAAUCAAGUCUGCUUUUGGUUGUGUGGUGUUACAUUACGUUAAGAUGGCAAACGGUCCAGUUUUUAUUUUGUUUGAACAUUUUAACAGUCACUGCAUUUGCCUUGAAUUGUGUUUAAUGAAGCAGGAUUGCUUGCCAUUCCGCAUGAUUGGUACACAUUGUGGAUUUUGUGAUUUCUUGAUGGAAAACCAAUAAAAGGAAGUGUCACAGUUGUAA